CUUCCGGCCACUGGCUUCAGGAGAGGCUUUGAAGAGGAGCUGGCGCGGCAUUUCUGUGUGCUGUGCUUUCGUUGCUGCUACAGACAGCUGAGCAGAGAGCAUGGGUGAACUGGGAAAUCACAACAUGAGUGCAGUGACCUAUGAUGAUGUGCAUAUUGAGUUCACUUGGGAAGAAUGGACUUUAAUGGAUCCCUCUCAGAAGAAUCUCUACAAAGAUGUGAUGCUGGAGACCUACAGGAACCUCACCACUAUAGGAUACAGUUGGAAAGACCGUCAUGUUGAAGGAUACUAUCAAAGUUCUGGAAGAAAUGAAAGGCAUGAAAGAAGUCAAACUGGAGAGAAACCUUCUGGAUAUACUCAAUGUGUUAAAGCCUUUGCAUAUGACACCCAUCUUCAAAGACACGAAAUAAUUCAUACUGGAGAGAAACCCUAUGAAUGUAAUCAGUGUGGCAAAGCCUUUGCAUUCCCCAGUUUUCUAAAAAAGCAUGAAAGAACACACACUGGAGAGAAACCCUAUGGAUGUACUCGUUGUGGUAAAGCCUUUACAAGCCGCAGUGAUCUGCAAAAGCAUGACAGAACACAUACUGGAGAGAAACCCUAUGAAUGUAUUCAGUGUGGUAAAUCCUUUGCACAAAAAGGUACUCUGAAAAAGCAUGAAAGGAUACAUACUGGAGGGAAACCCUAUGAAUGUAUUCAUUUUGGCAUAGCCUUUGCAGACCCCAGUCAUCUACAAAGGCAUUUAAGGACACAUACUGGAGAGAAAUCCUAUGAAUGUCAUCACUGCAGUAAAGUCUUUGCACGUUACAGUAAUCUACGAAAGCAUAAAAGGAUACAUACUGGAGUGAAACCACAUGAAUGUAAUCAGUGUGGUAAAGCCUUUGUUCGGCGAACUCAUCUUCAAAGGCAUGAAAGGACACACACUGGAGUGAAACCCUAUGAAUGUCAUCACUGUGGUAAAGCCUUUGCAUGCCACAGUAAUAUGCAAAGGCAUGAAAGGACACAUACUGGAGUGAAACCCUAUGCAUGUGGUCACUGUGGUAAAGCCUUUACAUGCCCCAGUAGUCUACAAAUCCAUGAAAGGAUACAUACUGGAGUGAAACCCUAUGCAUGUGAUCACUGUGGUAAAGCCUUUGCAUGCCACAGUGAUCUGCAGAAGCAUGAAAGAACACACACUGGAGAGAAACCCUAUGAAUGUAAACAGUGUGGUAAAGUCUUUACACGUAUCAGUAGUCUUCGAAAUCAUGUUAAAAAACCACCCUGCAGAGAAACUAUAUAAAUGUAGUCAGAAUGGUAAAGUUUUUACUUUAUACAUGAGUAAAAGUUUUUUUGUGUGAAAUCAAUCUGUUAAUGCCUUUGCAGAAAUCCUAUGUCCUUGGAUAUCUGGGAAUGUCUUCGAUGGAAUGCUUUUGCUAAACACUGACUCUGCAAUUGCAUAAUAACACUGGGAAAGAAGGACCUGAUAGUAGGAGAUGGGCAUCACACAUGUUUAAGGGAUGUAAUCAGCUAACUAGGACUUGGCAAUGGAGAACAGGUUUCACACAUAGCUAAGGAGUAUAAUCAGUGAACUCAAAAGGCAUAGGAGAAGUUGUGCCCAGUAAAUGAUCAGAUAGCAUUGAACUGUAAAUCCCAAAAUUUGUUACAGAAAGGUAUAAGUUACUAGGAUUUACAGCAAGAAAUGGCCACUUUUAUUCAUAAGACUAUAAAACCAAAUAUGACCUUUGUAUUGGUUUAAAUCAUUGACACAAAGCCCCUCCCUCUGCUUGGCUUGUCUCAAGAAACAAUGGCUAUUUAACUACUGUGUGAUCUUGGGACUUGUAGCAAAAAAGAUUUUUAGUCUCACAUAUUUGUCUUGGCAUGGACUUUGGUAUGUUGAUAUGAAGAUAAAGUUAUUUUGUUAUGCUGUAUGUCUGAUUUUGCUCUUGUUUAAAACAAUUUUUGUGUACUGCUACAAAUGUAAGGUCAUUUUUGCUACAAUACAUUAUAUAUAUGUUUCUACUCUGUUUAAAGAAUUUUUGUAUAUUGAUACCAAUUUAAGGUUAUUUUUAUCACAAUGUUGCGUAUAUGUUUCUGCUCUUGUUUAAGGCAUUGUACCAAGACAGUCCAUUUAAAAAUGUUAGGUAAAGUUCUAAUUUUUGAAAGCUACUAUUAUGAAAUACUAUAAUCUGAAAACACAUUACUGUUUAGUCAUUUAUAAUAAUCAAAUUUAUAGAUAUACUAGGUAUAUUUAUAAGAUAAUAUGGAUACAUAUUUUAGAUAGAUGGUCUUGAAAGAUUUCAAAGACCUUCAUAAUACAGCACUUAAAAGGCUUUGUUAACUGGGGGAUUUUCAUGAAAAUGAGACAUCUGCUCCUGGCAGCACCAAUUUACUUCAGAGAUGAUAGACAAUGAAGAAACUCCUCAUGGAAUUUGCUGUCAUUGUGGCAAGUUUAGUCCCUGGACAAAGAAACUAUUCUUGCCUUUGAGCGAUGACAAUGUGCACUACAAAUUGAACAUGCAGGACCCAGAGUCUGACUACAAGAAGGUUCUUCUCUGCCUGCUUUCAAUUUCGUUUUCUGUUAGUUUAUUGUACACUAAAUUUAAUUUCAAAUUUUAUUCAUGUGUCUCUGGGCAUGCAUGCCUGUGUGUGUGUGUGUGUGUGUGUGCGCGCGCGCGCGCGCGCGCGUGCGUGAGCGUGUGCGUAUGCACGUGUGUGCACAUGCUUUGGCUAGUGACCUCACCAAGAUGGAAGCAAACUAGAAAGAAAGGAGGAAAGAAACAUGGAUUUGCAGACCAAGAGAAAGGAAAAGAAAAAAAAAAGAGAACAUGCCUGGUGUUUGUGGCACAGACCUUCAAUCCCAGCAGCACUGGGGAGGCACAGGCAGGUAGAUCUCUGUAAGUUUGAAGCCAGCCUAGUCUACAGAGCAAGUUCCAGGACAGAGUCUAAAGCUACAGAGAAACCCCCGUCUCUAAAACCAAAAUAAUAAUAAAAAGCUCAUGUAAUUAUUUUAUGUAUGCAUGCGCUGUAUGCACGUACACCAUUUCACCAGAAGAGGGGCACCAGACCCCACCAUGUGUUUUCUGGAAAAUCUAGAAAUUCCACCUCCCUGGGCCCAAUUCUUUAAAGUUUUUCCUGGGCCAGUGCAUUGGUGGAAGAGUGGGCACCUGCAGCAUGAGGUGGAAACAGGAUGCAUCCAAACUCUGUGUGCCUGCAAUGGAGCUCCAUGCCAUUAAAGUCCCUUUUAUUUAUUACAAAAAGGAAAGAGGAAAAAGAAAGACAGAAAGACAGACUCACUUUGCCAUCAGUAUCUGGCAUUCUUCUUGUGCUGCCCCAAGUCCCAACGACCACCAGAACUCGCUUUGUUCUGUCUAUGCACCUACUGCUAGACUAGCUGAGCUUUCCAACCCAACACCAGAAGCUUCAUCCCAUGCCCAGGCCAAGUUCCCAUAGCUUUUAUUCAUUUCUUUUUGCUGUUUUCCUUCAUUAAUGACAGGUUAAUUAUUUUAAUUAUUUUUGAUUGUGUAGGGGGCCAAAGGAUUUGGAUUUUUGGGAGUGGGCAGAUAUAAUAGAUAAGUAAGUAAAUAUACAUAGAUAGAUAGAUAGAUAGAUAGAUACAUACAUACAAAGAUUUGAGAGGUAAAACUACUGGGCAGUAGUGAUGCAUGCAAUGGAGGAGUGUUCCCCUUUCACCAUAUCCUCUCCAGCAUAAAUUGUCAUUGGUGUUUUUGAAUUUAGCCAUUCUGACCUCAUUAACUACACAAAGAUCAUCUUUCUUUUUUAUGUGUUCUUGCAAAACAUGUUACUCGUGUUCUUUAUAAUCAUGCUAAGCAAUACUUAGUCUUAAGUAGUAUCAACCAAUAUGGAUGGGUGCUCUGAUUAGAAAAUGUUACAAUACUUGCAUUGAGGUUAACAUUCAGAAGUUAUUAAUUUAUUAAGUGAUGAAGCAAACAUAAUUACAUUGUUUCAAACUAAUUGUCAUGAAAACCACAUAAUAACCAUUCAUCAAUAGCUUUUUACUUUGUCAUUUGUGAAAUAAAUCUUUACUCUGGUUAAGUUUUCUCAGUUUCUUAUGGAAAGGCUUGCUAUACAGUGUGAAUCAGAAAUUGCACUUAAUGAACUAUUGUGAAAGUUCAUAGACUUUGUUUAUGUGGAUGCUUACAAAAUGAAGUUAACUUUUCUUAAAAAUCAAUGCACAUGUAUUCUAUAUGAGGAAUUGGGGAGUUUAUCAUUAAUUCAAAAAAGAAUAGGAAAAAAGAUGAAAACACAUUAGUUUUUAACAUUUCUUUUGAAUAUUGUAUCAAUUAAAUAGCAAGAAAGUAAUAUGUAA
Molecule: messenger RNA, 4303 nt
Organism: Mesocricetus auratus (golden hamster)
Lineage: Eukaryota; Metazoa; Chordata; Mammalia; Rodentia; Cricetidae
Product: zinc finger protein 120-like
Exons: 4
Coding region: 101-1276 (391 amino acids)
Biological process (GO): regulation of transcription by RNA polymerase II
Cellular component (GO): PcG protein complex; transcription regulator complex
Molecular function (GO): RNA polymerase II cis-regulatory region sequence-specific DNA binding; DNA-binding transcription factor activity, RNA polymerase II-specific
Source: RefSeq, a predicted model, not a curated record